UACUAGAUUAAAGUGGCAUUACAGCCAGGAAAGUCGCAUUAUUAUGGACAAAGCAAUGUCCUCCUGUUAAAAUGAGGGACGUUGAGGAUUUGGUAAAGUUAUACUUUCGUAUGGGUUUCACCAAUAAAGAAAUACUCAAUCUGCUGGCCCAUCACGACAGGAUUGUUAUUAGUAUUAGAACACUGAAACGUUUGUGCAAGAAACUGUUUUUAUUCAGAAGAAAGAACCAGAGACGGACUUGGAGGAAAUAAUCUCCUUUGUUGAAGGAGAACUCGCAGGCAGUGGCCGACUACAGGGCUAUCGGUGGUUACAUCUCCGUGCCAUUCGAAGAGGGUAUGUAGUUUCACAGGAGAUGAUGAGAAUGGUAAUCAAGAUGAUUGAUCCUGAAGGAGUGGAGCUGCGGCGUGCUCGGCGUCUUCGUCGCCGGCAGUACAGCAACCGAGGCCCUAACGCUUUAUGGCAUAUGGACUCGUAUGAUAAACUAAAACCAUAUGGAAUCGCUAUAAAUGGUUGCAUUGACGGAUUUAGUCGGUAUGUCAUGUGGAUGGAAGCGUACAAUACAAACAGCGACCCAAAGGUAAUUGCGGACUACUUCAUAGCCACAGUAGCACGGGUUGGAGGAUGCCCCGAGCGCAUGCGGGCCGACCCAGGCACCGAAAAUAGUCAUGUGAGGGAUAUGCAGCUGUUCCUGCGCAGGAAUCACUCGGACCAUUACGCCAGUGAGAGAAGUUUUGUUUAUGGAUGCAGCACGGCAAACCAACGCAUCGAAUCCUGGUGGGGAAUUCUGCGAAAGCAAGCUGGACAAUUCUGGAUGGAUAUUUUUCAGACACUCAGAGAUGAUGGACAUUUUUCUGGAGACUUCUUGGACAAGAAUUUGAUACAAUUCUGCUUCCUAAACCUCAUUCAGGAGGAACUUGAUGAAGUUGUAAGAACAUGGAAUUCCCAUCUAAUCAGACCAAGACGGGGACAAGGGACGCACAGGGGACGCCCAAUUCUGAUGUUCUGCAUGCCACAGACUUACAGUUCCGGGGAAGACAAAAUUAAGCCUGUUCUUCCAGAAGAGGUAGCUGUUUGCAAAGAGGAAUGCACCCCAAAGGACCAGUACCCCUGUGAUGAAACAAUCUUUGAGCUAUGUGCUCUUCUUAUAGAUGAAAAUGGUUGGGAUGCUCCUGUUGAUGCAUACAAUGCAGCUGAACUUUACACUCUCUUAAGAACUGAAAUACUAGAGAACAUAUAGAAGUUCUCAACACCAGCAUUCUACUGCCCUGUAGAGUUCAUUUCAGUCCAAACAAAACACUCCAUAGCAUGGACAGAUUGAUGAUUUGCUGUGUGCUGAAGCUGCCUGAAACUGAAAGACUGUUGUGUGCUAUCUUAAAAAAAAAUCUCUUCAAUAUAAAAUGUCAAGGUAACUGUAAAAAUAAAAUAUAAAACUGCAUUUAAGCCAUUUUUUCUUUUUUAGUAGUUAUUACUGACAGAACAAGUGCAACAUAAUACUGUAUCAAACUAAACAUAUUAAACAAUUCAACAA
Messenger RNA from Astyanax mexicanus (Mexican tetra), 1528 nucleotides. RefSeq lists its product as uncharacterized. NCBI's taxonomy places the organism in Eukaryota, Metazoa, Chordata, Actinopteri, Characiformes, Acestrorhamphidae. The record is from RefSeq and is a predicted model, not a curated record. The coding region runs from base 353 to 1237 and encodes 294 amino acids. The transcript is spliced from 2 exons. Gene Ontology annotation, molecular function: nucleic acid binding.